Molecule: messenger RNA, 2053 nt
Organism: Mycetomoellerius zeteki
Lineage: Eukaryota; Metazoa; Arthropoda; Insecta; Hymenoptera; Formicidae
Gene: step
Product: cytohesin steppke
Exons: 7
Coding region: 100-1356 (418 amino acids)
Biological process (GO): regulation of ARF protein signal transduction
Molecular function (GO): guanyl-nucleotide exchange factor activity
Source: RefSeq, a predicted model, not a curated record
UCUCGACUCUCGAUGAAAAUCAGUGAAAAUGGAGCCGCUUGAGUGAAGGUGGGUGAUUUUGUGCGCGCGCGUGAGUCCGAAAAGUGCUAUCUUUCGGAGAUGUGGCAAGAUUUGGGCGGUCUAGGGAGUGUAGGAGUAAAUUCUGGUGCUCAUCAGGUCGAUCAAUUUGGAACGACGGAAUUGACUCCCGAGCAAGAGAAGAUCCUGCUAGAUAUAAGGCAGAAGAAAACGGAAUUGCUGCUUGAAAUACAACAAUUAAAAGAUGAAUUGGGCGAGGUUGUGGCAGAAAUGGAGGCGAUGGAGGGCGGCGGACUUACGGCCGACGAGACUAAACCGUCCAACAAAGCUAAGCAGACGUCGAUCGGCCGCAAAAAGUUCAAUAUGGAUCCUAAGAAGGGUAUCGAGUACCUGAUAGAGCACAACCUCUUAACACCGACGCCCGAGGACGUUGCUCAGUUUCUCUACAAGGGCGAGGGCCUUAAUAAAACUGCGAUCGGCGACUAUCUCGGUGAACGACAUGACUUCAAUGAACGCGUGCUGCGAGCCUUCGUCGAGUUGCACGACUUUACCGAUCUCAUUUUGGUACAAGCCCUGCGUCAAUUUCUCUGGUCGUUCCGACUGCCCGGCGAAGCACAAAAGAUCGAUCGCAUGAUGGAGUGUUUCGCUCAAAGGUACUGCCAGCUAAACCCAAAUAUCUUCACCAAUACGGAUACUUGCUACGUACUGAGCUUCGCCAUCAUCAUGUUGAAUACUUCGUUGCAUAAUCCGAGCGUUAAAGAUAAGCCCAGCGUAGAUCAAUUUAUUUCGAUGAAUCGAGGGAUUAACAAUGGCGGUGAUCUGCCGCGGGAACUGCUUGUGAGUUUAUACGAGAGUAUAAAAACCGAGCCUUUCAAAAUACCAGAAGACGAUGGCAACGACUUGAUGCACACCUUCUUCAAUCCUGAUAAAGAAGGCUGGCUGUGGAAACAAGGCGGACGUUACAAGAGUUGGAAGAGGCGAUGGUUCAUAUUGAACGAUAAUUGUUUAUACUAUUUCGAGUAUACAACAGAUAAGGAACCACGCGGUAUCAUUCCGCUAGAGAAUAUUCAAGUUCGAGAGAUUCAAGAUCGGCAUAAACCGCACUGUUUCGAAUUGUAUGCUGCUGGUUCCGAGUUUAUAAAGGCAUGCAAGACUGAUAGCGAAGGAAAAGUCGUCGAAGGGAAACAUACGGUAUACCGAAUGUCUGCAGCUACCGAUGAAGAAAAGGAUGAAUGGAUUAAAUGUGUGCGACAAAGUAUAUCGCACAAUCCUUUCUACGACAUGCUGGCAGCACGAAAGAAGAAGGCACAAAAAACAAAUGUACACUCAAAGAGUUAAACGCUGCCAAGAGCCGAGUUUCGAGAGAAAUUCGGCGGAUGAAAAGACUGUUUAUUCGCGAUUCACGUACGGUAAUCAUUGAAUAUAACCAAAUUAUUGAUAACGAAAAUCCAUCGAGAAAGAAAACGCCGAAAGCGUUAUGGAUUAUGCUAGGUAGUUAUCAGGCAAUGAUGCCGUGAUUAUUAAACGCUCUGUGUCUGCACAUAUAGAACGAAUUCUAAUGCCAUAUAACAUUACUGUGGCAUCGGAAAUCGAACACGAAAUAUAGAAUCGGCGCAGUGUAAGAUGGAUAUAUCUAGACGAACAUUAUAUUAAUGACAGUAUGAUAAUAACACAUCGUUACAACAUGAUGCGAUGCCUAAUUGACAUUACAUCUGUGUAAAAAGAAUCUUGCGUUAGAGAGACUUAGCUCUAUUUCCAUUAAUUUAAUGGAUAAAUUGCCUCUAUAUUCUUUCUGCAAAAGAGAAUGAUGCGAUUUUGGAUGCAUUAGAAAUCAAAGUCUUGACUGUAAAUUGGGUAAAUAAUUGUAUCAUAUUGACAUCAUCAAAAUAAUACCUGAGCAAAGAAAUAUCGGCUUAUUUCACUUUUCGUAUUUUGCAAAAAAAAAAAGUCAAUAAUCUCCAGAAUUGUCCUGAUAGAAGCGCAAAGUAGACGCUUUCAAUAUCCUUAUAGUGUCACAUCUGGCAAUAUAUUAUGU